This is a messenger RNA of Xenopus tropicalis (tropical clawed frog), 2294 nucleotides long. RefSeq names its product cytochrome P450 2K6 gene 2 (gene cyp2k6.2). The record is from RefSeq and is a predicted model, not a curated record. Bases 203 to 1669 code for a protein of 488 amino acids. Gene Ontology annotation, molecular function: monooxygenase activity; iron ion binding; oxidoreductase activity, acting on paired donors, with incorporation or reduction of molecular oxygen. Gene Ontology annotation, biological process: aflatoxin metabolic process. Lineage: Eukaryota; Metazoa; Chordata; Amphibia; Anura; Pipidae. The transcript is spliced from 10 exons.
AUAAACUGCUGUGACUUCAUUUCUGUGAGCCUAUGAUUGGGGGUGUGAUACCCGAAACGCGUUAAUGAAAGUUUUUUUGUGGCUUUUUACCCCCCCGGAGUGCUGCUCAGCAAUCGUUUUUCUGUCGUACAGAGGGGAAUGUCGAGAGGGGUGCAUCAGGGGAAUGCCGCAACGCACUAAGUUUAAUUAAACCAUAUUGGCCAUGGAUCUGGUCUCUGUACUUCUGGCUGUUGUCAUUUGCUUUUUCAUUUUUAAAGUCUUCUAUGGCGGGAAAAAUGCAUUCCAAAACUUCCCUCCUGGGCCCAAACCAUUACCGAUCAUUGGAAAUUUUCACAUGAUAAAUAUGAAGAAACCUUAUCUAACAUUUAUGGAGCUGGCUGAGAAGUACGGCCCGGUAUUCAGCAUUCAGCUUGGCACAGAGAAAGUUGUUGUGCUUUACGGCGCUGACGCAGUGAAAGACGCUCUUAUCAACCAUGGCGAUGAGUUUUCAGGGAGGCCCACCAUUCCGGUAUUUGAUAGGAUUUCUAAGGGACACGGUCUUUUUUUUGCUAAUGGUGAGAACUGGAAAGUGAUGAGAAGAUUCACUCUUUCUACACUAAGAGACUUUGGGAUGGGCAAGAAAACCAUAGAAGACAGAAUCUGUGAAGAAAGUGACUUUUUAAUGGAAACGUUCAAGUCCUAUAAAGGGAAGCCAUUUGAUAACACCAUGAUAAUGAAUGCGGCUGUAGCCAACAUCAUUGUGCACAUACUGCUCAACCACCGCUUUGACUAUCAGGAUCCAACGCUGCUCAAGCUUAUAAAUACAAUCAGUGAGAAUGUCAGGAUUGCUGGAAAACCAAUGGUUGUGCUAUAUAAUGCCUAUCCGUCCAUUAUGCAAUGGUUUCCCGGAAUUCACAAAAGUGUCGCUGAGAGCAUAUUACAAUUCUACGACUUUCUUAGAGAGACAUUUACCCAACACAGGGAUCAACUGGAUGUAAAUGACCAGAGGGAUCUCAUCGAUGUAUUUCUUGUCAAGCAACAAGAGGAGAAAUCUUCUUCUACAAAGUUCUUUAAUGACCACAAUCUGACGGCACUUGUAGCCGAUUUAUUCGGUGCUGGAAUGGAGACGACUUCUACCACUCUUCGCUGGGGCCUCUUGUUCAUGAUGAAAUAUCCAGACAUUCAAAAAAAAGUCCAAGAUGAAAUUGACAGAGUGAUUGGAUCGGCGCAACCUCGGCUCGAACACCGGAAGACAAUGCCCUAUACUGAUGCCGUUAUUCAUGAGAUUCAGAGAUUAGGAAACCUUGCACCUUUUAUUGGCCAUGAAACAACUACGGACGUCACAUUCAGGGGUUAUUUCAUUCCAAAGGGAACCCAAGCGAUAGUACUGCUGGCAUCUGUUCUCCAAGAUAAAGAUUAUUUCAAAAAACCAGAAGAAUUUUAUCCGGAACAUUUCCUUGACUCAGAAGGAAAUUUUGUGAAAAAUGAGGCCUUCCUUCCCUUCUCAGCAGGUCGAAGAAUGUGCGUUGGCGAGACGUUGGCCAAGAUGGAACUCUUCUUGUUCUUCACAAAGUUACUGCAGAACUUCACAUUCCAACCCCCUCCUGGAGUUGAGGUUGACCUGACCUGUGGAGAUGCAGUUACAUCCAAACCGCUGGACCAUCAGAUCUGUGCUUUGCCUCGCAGCUAGAACAAAAAUCUGCCCACAUCACGAAUAAAAUCAAGCUUCUUAUUAAAAAAAAAAUAAACAUAAAGAGCUAUUGUAAUCUAAUCAAGGACAAAACCUAAAAUUCCAGGUUAGAGGGGUACAUACAGGCACAAAUGACAAAGGACCUUAACGUGUGAGUUUAGGGAUCUGUGAUCCAAGUGUAAGGAAGGGUCCUACAGGGUCAUUAUUUAACUUGUUACGUUUAACAUUACAAAGGCAGUGGAAGCUUGGGGAACUAAAUGCUAAAGUCUUGGGGUAGGAAAGAAGGUUUUGGGUUUCUAGAGCACUGGGCUAAUUUUGGGGUACAGUCUAUAUAGCCAUGAUGGAUUGCACCUCAAUGGAAAUAGGUAUCCUGUGCUAGGAGAUAGGUUGGCAGAGACUUGGGGAGUGUUGUAACUGGGCAAGAAAGGAGCGGGAGAGCUAAAGCAUUAUGGGAAAGCCAGACUACGUAUGGUCCUGGGAUUAGACUAGAGACAUGGGGGAGGAGAAAGGGGGGUGAAAAAGUAAGGAGAUCCUACUGUUGAAAAUAAAUUGUCUUACACAAUUAAAUAUUCAUAUUAUUCUCAAAUGAAAAUUGUAAAGAUCAAAUAAAAAAGUAGUAACCUUU